This is a messenger RNA of Monascus purpureus, 591 nucleotides long. The record is from the annotation of a GenBank genome assembly. NCBI's taxonomy places the organism in Eukaryota, Fungi, Ascomycota, Eurotiomycetes, Eurotiales, Aspergillaceae.
AUGUCCACCUUUUUCUACCCCCAACAGCACCAGGCUUUCCACCAUCCCGCCGCCACUCACAUGCAGUCCAAUUCCAAUAACCACCAUGGUGGCCGUUCCCGGAGAGGUGCCAAGAAUGCAACCCAAAACGCCCAACGCCAGUUUCGAGGCGUCAAGAGUAUGAGGGAACUUGCUGAGGCCCCGGCCGUAUCUGCUUUCCGUGCACGCUUUGAAGCUGGACGCUCUUUCGAUCUGGACGAUGACCUGGAGUUCUGUCCCAAUCUCCUGACUGAGGAUGAUCUGCACUCAAUCCACUCUGCUUCGUCGGAUCAGUCAUCCCUUUCCAGCGGCUCUCCCAACUCGUCCCCCCUCCAGCACCAGAUCCAGCCUGUUCAGCAAGUCACCCCUUCCAUCUCGCUCUCUCCCGCGUCGACCAAUUCAUACGUCAACCCCGGUGUCGCCAACAUUAGUCAUCUGAACUUUCAGCAACCUUCCGCGGCUCGCACCCGCAAGGGUAUUCCGAUCGUUAACCCCAACACCGGGAUGACUCUGUCGAGUCCACCUACGUCCAUUACCCCCAUAAUGGCGCAGAAUGGUCAGCGACGCUGGUAA